Dioscorea cayenensis subsp. rotundata (Guinea yam) is the source of this 717-nucleotide messenger RNA. RefSeq lists its product as uncharacterized. NCBI's taxonomy places the organism in Eukaryota, Viridiplantae, Streptophyta, Magnoliopsida, Dioscoreales, Dioscoreaceae. Bases 1 to 717 code for a protein of 238 amino acids. The record is from RefSeq and is a predicted model, not a curated record. The transcript has a single exon.
AUGAAAUCUGUCACAUUUCAGAAGCACUACAGCCCUACUCUGGUUCAAGAAUUCUACAGCAUCUUAACAUUAGAAAUUAAGUCUAAUACGGCAUCAGGCUACCAUCAAAUCUUCUUGAGAGGAAAAACUGUGAAGUUCUCACCAGAAGGCAUUAAUGAUUUUCUAGAAUGCCCUACUAUAGUUGAAAAUGGAGUAUAUGUGUAUAAUGAUGAUUUUGAGCAUUCUGAUGACAUUAUCAUAGCACUGACUGGUGGUAAAUGCAGCUCCUGGGGACUAGAAUCAAGGCUCUCUACCUCAAAGUUGACAUUGAAGUACAAUGUAUUGUUCAAGUUGGGUGCUUUCAAUUGGUCUCCUACUACCCAUAACUCAAGCAUACUGAAGGAAAUGACCAUGCUGCUCUAUGCCAUUGUUACGGGUAAACAGUUCAACCUGGGGCAGUUUAUCUUUGACAGAAUCACCUAUAUGGUCAAUGUUACGUCUACAGUCAAUCAUCUGGCAUAUCUGAUCUUGAUUACACAGUUUAUGAUGCAGAGUGGUGUUCCAAUAGAGAACUCUGAGUUGGUGACUGGAAUCAAGAAACUGAAAAUCUCUCCCAAGUUGUUUGGAGUUGGGAAGAUUAUUGACCUACCAGUUGGGAAACAUUCUUCUAUGGCUGCAGGAAGUGAAGAUGCUAGUGCACCAAUAUCUGAUGAUUGUGAAAAACUGCUGGAACAAUAG